AUGAUCUCGUUCGUUCUUCUCGCCGCCGUGGUGUGUGCUGCCCAGGCAGCUUUCCCGUGCCAGGCUCCUGCAGAACUGACGUUCCGGGCUGCCAGACAUAACCAAGGAGAGACAUACUUCCAGAGAUUCUACACAGAGUACGACAGGAACAAUGAGAGAGUCGUUUUCUUCGAGGAAGGCGUCGAUGGUAGAGCACGCCAAGCCCACGAGUUCUUGUUUCUCCACCGGCCUAACGUAGGUUUUGACUACGACUUCAGAAACAGGCGGUGCCGUAGAUUCCCAGUUGGACCAUUCAGGCCUUUCGAAGUCCCAUUUAAUUCCACAUUUGAAUUUGAGUACGAGCUAGGAGGACCUAAUGAGCGAGUGGUUGUGGACAGAUGGUCAGACCGGAUCCCAGGCAGACAACGUGAGACCUGGGUUGGAGAAUUCACCUUAGGCCAGUGCUAUCCGGUGAGCCAGUUCGUUCUGGACUUCAACAACUUUAACAACACCGCCAUCACCCACAUCUACGACGUUGUCAGCGGUGUCGUCAACCCCAACGAUUUUGACGUGCCAGCCGAGUGUUUUAACGCCACAGUCCUGUCAGAGAUGCCCUACGAGGCACGCGUCGCCAGGUCCAUUUACUUCCGCUCACUUUAG
Candidula unifasciata is the source of this 639-nucleotide messenger RNA. The record is from the annotation of a GenBank genome assembly. Lineage: Eukaryota; Metazoa; Mollusca; Gastropoda; Stylommatophora; Geomitridae.